This is a messenger RNA of Zootoca vivipara (common lizard), 3039 nucleotides long. RefSeq names its product D-beta-hydroxybutyrate dehydrogenase, mitochondrial. NCBI's taxonomy places the organism in Eukaryota, Metazoa, Chordata, Lepidosauria, Squamata, Lacertidae. Gene Ontology annotation, molecular function: 3-hydroxybutyrate dehydrogenase activity. Gene Ontology annotation, biological process: steroid metabolic process. Gene Ontology annotation, cellular component: intracellular membrane-bounded organelle. The record is from RefSeq and is a predicted model, not a curated record.
CUUCCCAGGCAGCUGUGACAGGAGGCGGGCACAGAAUGAAUGGGAGGAAACCCAAGGCUCAUCUAGUCCGGCCCUCCAGUGCAGGGUUGAGGGCAUCCCCCAAGCGGUGCUUGGCAGGGGGGGUCUUGGGGGAGGGAGUUGAGCUUCACAUCGCACCCACCUGCCCUUGACCCCGGGGGAAGACCUUGCUGGACUCCAACCAGGAAGAGCUGCAUUCUGCAAAGGGCAGCCCUUCUCCACGUUGGCCUGCAGGAUUCACUGCCACAAGAGAUGGCAAGAGGCAGCAGCUUCUCAAGGGGUUAGGCUGCUGCUACCGGAUCAGCUGAGCCCCAUGGCAGCCUCAAGUGGGUCAGUGAAGCCCCUUGGAGUGGCCCCUCCCCCUGGCCUGGUGUUCUUGUGAUGCGACACAAGCACAUUUGCAUACAUGCUCCCUAUUUGCAUGAAGUGCUUUGUCCCUCUGAGUUCUCGGUGAGUGGAGAAUCCUGUGGGGCCUGACCUGUCUGUGCCCUUCUCCCCCCACGGCCUGCCAGCAUCCGCUCUCCUUUCUGCCCCCCUCCCCACACCCAGCCGCUCACUCCUGUAACUGACCUCAGGGUUCUCCAGAGACCAGGAAUGAUUUUUCUGCUCCUCUCCCUCGUGCUCUUUCUGAUGCUCCUCUCCUAAAGGGCUCCUGCUGCCCUCCCGGCUCUGGGGCAGCAACUGCUGUGCUCUCCCUGAGCAUGGAGCCCCACGCAGAGCCCAGAGGGAGACUCCGGCUGUGAAGACACCCAUGGCAACCAUCCUUGCGGCCACACGCAUCUCCCGGCCCCUUGCCCAGCUGGCCACCAAGACCUCCCACCUGAAGGAUGUCUCCGCAAGCCUUCGGCCCCUGCCUAAGAUCUGUUACUCGGCAUCACGCCUGCAGGGCCGACGUUCCUACGGCACGGAAGUGGACGAGAUUGGCGAGAGGCCCGUCCUCAUCACUGGCUGCGAUUCUGGCUUCGGCUUCGCCUUGGCCAAACACCUGCAUGAGCGAGGAUUCAUCAUCUAUGCCGGCUGCCUGCUCAAGGAGCAGGGAAGAGGCGGCUCCAAGGAGCUGGACGCGAUGAAGAGUGACCGGAUGAGGACCGUCCAGCUCAAUGUCUGUGACAGCGAAGAUGUCAGCCGGGCCGUGGACUACAUGACCUCCACUCUGAAGAUGCCAGAAAAAGGGCUGUGGGGCCUGGUCAACAACGCCGGGAUCUCUACCUUUGGGGAGGUGGAGUUCACCAGCAUGGACACCUACAAGGAGGUGGCGGAGGUGAACCUGUGGGGAACAAUCCGCACCACCAAGGCCUUCUUGCCUCUCAUCCGCAGGGCCAAAGGCCGCGUGGUGAACAUCAGCAGCAUGAUGGGGCGCAUGGCCAACCCGGCGCGCUCCCCCUACUGCAUCACCAAGUUUGGGGUGGAGGCCUUUUCCGACUGCCUGCGCUACGAGAUGCGCCCGCACGACGUCAAGGUGUGCAUUGUGGAGCCGGGCAACUUCAUCGCGGGCACCAGCCUCUACAGCCCUGAGCGCAUCCAGGCCAUCGCCGACAAGAUGUGGGACGAGCUGCCCGAGAUCGUGCGCCGCGACUACGGGCGCAAGUACUUUGACGAGCAGAUUGCCAAGAUGGAGUCGUACUGCAACAGCGGCUCCUCGGACACGUCGCCCGUCAUCGACAGCAUCGCCCACGCCCUGACCUCCUCCACCCCCUACACCCGCUACCACCCCAUGGACUACUAUUGGUGGCUGCGCAUGCAGGUCAUGACCCACAUGCCGGCCGCCAUCUCGGACCGACUCUACAUCUACUGAGCAGCAGCGGGUGGGGGGGGGAACGGGACCCCUGUGCCCCCCGCUCCCCACUGCCACCGUGUCCACCUCCAGGAAGGGAAACUAAUGUUAAGGGUCACCCUGUACAAAUUUCCCCGUAGUCGCUUGUCUAGUUGAGGUCAAAGUACUGUAUUUUUAGGGCUAAGCUGUUGUUAAUUUAAGCGUUUGAGGCUCCCUUCCUCCUUGCAUGGUGUGUCUCCGACCAGUGCUAUUUAUUUCCAAUAGUCCCGUUUCCCCCCUGCUCAUCUCAGCUGCUUUGGUCAGUGCCCCCGCUGCAUUGACAGCUGCCCUCCCUUGGGAGCUCCCCCCCCUUGAGUGGCAGGCCAGGUGGGGGGACGGGACCCUGUGCCCCUGGCUCCUUCUACCCAGCGCCCAGAAGCCCUAGAGCCCCUCCCUCUGGGCUGGAGCUGGGGCUCAAAGGAGCCAUUUGGCCUCCUCCAGCCUUGCCUGCCUUUUGCACACUCCUUUGGGGUGGGGUGGGGGAACACUCUGUGGACCAGAAACACAAACACCCCCCCCCCACUAGACAGGCUCAUUCCCAUGCACUCCUGCAAGCAAGCAAGCAAGCGAUGCUCUCCUGAGCUGGGCACUUUGCAGUAGAGUCCCCCUGAUGGGCUACAGAGGCAGGGUGGGGGGAGCUUCUGGGGGAGCCCCCGUCCCCUCAGUUUGGGCAGCCAGAUGCUCUUAAAGGGCAAGGAGGGGUCUCUUGGGCUAGACGGGGAAUUUUUUAAAAGGACUUUUUAGAAGUUCAAACUCUUUCCAGCAUGCUAGUGGGGGGGAAUGCCUGCCCCCUUUGCUCCCCAGGGCCAACUGCGCUCACAGGGCACCACAGCAAUAAGUGGCUCUCACUGUCGGUAGCGCACACCAAGGAGCCGCAGGCUAGCCAUGCGCUGCCACCCCCCCCUCCCGGCCACUGAGCGAGGACUGCCGUGGGGGGGGGCCCUCUGGGAAAGGGAACAAGCCCUGCAAGGCAGGACGGCAGAGUCUGCUGCCCUGCAACUUUAGGAACACACUUUUGUACAAAAAAGCCACGUGGAGAUAUUUUUGUGAUGCUUCAGAGGCGAACAAAACUGUCACUGGAGGCUGAUGAAAAGUGUUUGUGAAGGUGGGGGGGAAAGGGGGGGGCCUGCACUUCUGUAACGGGGGAGGGGGAGUCUGUGAUCAAAUAUCCUCUGCCUUGAUUAACAUUAAACAACAGUGACAAGGAA